UACGCAGAGUCGCAGAUCGAUAGUCUAGAGUCAGGCUUUGAGCUUUGACGGUAGUUCGACGGACAGCUGUUCGUCUUUUCAAAUCUUCUUCGUCCUUCUGGUGGUGUUGGCGGCCAGUUGAGUUCCAGGGAGAAGAAUCUAGAGCAUUCAGUCCCCUGCUCAAAAUUUUAAAGUACCUAGCAUAUUAAUACAAGGUCUAUAUGAUGUCUUCUCCACAAGAGAAUGCAGAGAAUAUUGACACAAUUUCAACUGCCACUAAUCAUGAUAUGGAUUGUGGUUCACAAGUACCAACUGAUUCAAGCCAACAAGAAGUGAACAAUGACCAAACUAAUGAGGGUAAUCAAGACAAUUCUAUUAUUCAAAGGAAAAGGAAGAAGACAUCAUAUGUUUGGGAUGACUUUGUACUUACCGAGAUCAGCAAAGGAGUGACAAAAGCAGUUUGCAAACACUGUCGGGGCAAGUUUGCCUACUCGGGGAAGGGAGCUAGCACGAGCCACUUGAAGAGACACAUGGAUAUUUGCUUGAAGAGGAGUUUAAACUUAGCCAAACAAAAGAUGCAAUGCAUCAUUCCAUUUCAACCCUCUGCCACAACAAUCAAUCCUUUUCAGACACCGGGCGUUAGAUAUUCAAAUGAGAAGAUGAGAGAAAUAAUUGUGACAGCAAUCAUGAUACACGAGUACCCUUUUAGCAUUGUUGAGGAUGAAGUUUGGAUGUGGGACUUCCAAUAUGCAAAUCCUGAAUUUUGCAAGGUAUGUCGCAAAACAGCUCGAAGUGAUUGUAUUAAAAUUUAUGAAGCAGAGAGAAAGUGUUAAAAACUUUGUUAACGUCUUUGAGCAAGAUUUCCUUAACUACUGAUAUGUGGAGAUCAACGCAUCAAGUAGCUGAGUAUAUGGUUUUGACUGGACAUUUUAUUGAUGUUGGCUGGAAUCUUCAAAAGAGGGUUUUAAGUUUUGUUAAAGUUCCUGCUCCUCGGCGUGGUGUGGAUGUGGCAGAUGUUAUAUUCAAGUGUCUUAAAGUUUCGGGGAUUGAAGAAAAGGUAUUUUCUGUAUCAGUUGAUAAUGCUAAGUACAACGAUUCUUGCUAGAAGAACCUUAAGGAUGAUUUAUUGCUUGAAAAUUAGUUAAUGGGAAAACUGUCAAAUAGGUCCUCGAACUUUCAUAAAAAAGUCAAUUAAGUCCUUCUAUAGGAGACUCUGUCCGGUCGUCGCGAUUUGGGGCGGUUCUCGGUGGAAUUUUUUGAUGAAAUUUUUUGAGCAUCUUAUUCAUCAAGUCUAGUUUACUCAUACCAAAUUUCAGCUAAAAAUUUAAUCGGGAGCGCAUUCAAAUUAAUUUGAGAACGCAAAAAUGCGCAGUUAUCUUCAAGAAAUAAUUUGAAUGUGUUCCCGAUUGAAUUUUUAGCUAAAAUUUGGUAUGAGUAAACUAGACUUGGUGAAUAAGAUGCUCAAAAAAUUUCAUCAAAAAAUUCCACCGGGAACUACCCCAAAUCGCGACGGCCAGACAAAAUUCCACCGGGAACUACCCCAAAAUCUCUUAAUUGACCUUUUUAUGAAAGUUCGAGGACCUAUUUGACAGUUUUCCCUAAUUAAUCUGUAAUGGUAAGUUGUUUCAUGUAAGAUGUUGCGCUCAUAUUUUGAAUUUACUGGUCCAAGAUGGACUCAGUAAGAUAAAAGGUAUCAUUCAUAAUGUUCGAGAGAGUGUGAAGUAUAUUAAUUACAAUGAUUCAAGAUUGAAAUCAUUUUCUGAUAUUGUCGUGCAAAAGCAUUUGAAAGAAAGAAUGCUAAUCCUUGAUUGCCUGACAAGGAGGAAUUCAACAUUUAAGAUGUUAUCUUGUGCUUUAAGAUUCAAGAUUGUGUUCCCUGCCUACAAGGAAAGAAAGCUACAUUAUAAUAAUGAGCCAUCUCUCGAAGAAUGGUGUAAGGUUGAGAAGGUUUGUCAACUGUUAGAGGUUUUCAAUUCCGCAUCUGAUGUCAUGUCUGGCACUGAUUAUCCAACUGCCAAUUUAUACUUACCUGAGGUUUGGAGGGUUAAGCACGUUAUUGAUCAAGCGGCAGAAGAUGCAGAAUUAUUCAUGAGAUAAAUGGCAGCUGCAAUGAAAGAAAAAUUUGAUAAAUAUUGGGGGGAAUGCAGUCUGUUGAUGUCCAUUUCAAGUGUCUUAGAUCCCAGGUGCAAGUUUCAUGUUGUCAAUUAUUGUUUUCCUUUCAUUUAUAAAAUUGAAACGGUGGCUAAUAAGAACAUAGAAAUGGUUAUGACUUCAUUGGAGUCUCUUUACAAAGAAUAUGUUGAAUUAAACAACCAAGAGCAACGUUCUGGGUCAGGCACGGGCUUUGAGCAAAUUAUGCGCAUUGUUCGCGAAAAGAAAGCAAUACCACCGACGAAAUCUGAGCUAGAAGUAUAUCUAGAGGACGAUCUAUUUAUCCAUGAUAUUAGUUCUAACUCUUUUUUGUGCUUUGGAGUGGUGGAAAAACAAUAGUAUGAAGUAUAAGGUUUUAUCAAAGAUGGUUGUGGAUAUCCUAGCUAUUCCAAUCACAACAAUUGCAUCAGAGGCUACAUUUAGCGCAAGAGGAAGAGUAAUUGGUGAAUAUCGUUCAAGGCUAGAUGAAGAAACUGUUUCAGCACUUCUAUGUGUUGGGGAUUGGCUUCGCAAAAAGUAUAAUUUGAAAAAAUAAAAAAGGUACGUGAGCUUCAAGAAGAGGAAGAGAUAAUGUUGAAGAUUUGAUGCUUUACUGGUCCUUUAUGCGUUUGCUUGGGUUUGGUGCUUUGUGGACCAUGUAUUCUGAAAACUUUGCUUUUUGUUAUGGAUUGUGCUUGUUGAGUUUUGCUGAAAUUUGCAUUGAUGCUGAAAUUUUCUUUAAGCUAUUUGCUAGCUUUCUUUUGUAUUGAAAUUUUAAUUUAGAGUUUUUUUGACAUGUUAAAAGUCAUUAAGUUUCUUAUUUGGUUUGAAUGAGAUCAAUAUAUGUGGACAGUGGACUUCUACUAGUACAUUCUACUUAUUUAUUUAAUUUUUGGGAUGAUAUUUAUAGCUUAA
This is a messenger RNA of Cuscuta epithymum, 3024 nucleotides long. The record is from the annotation of a GenBank genome assembly. NCBI's taxonomy places the organism in Eukaryota, Viridiplantae, Streptophyta, Magnoliopsida, Solanales, Convolvulaceae.